AUGUGCGUGGAAAUUUCCAACAAUACACUCAACAAGAUGGACAUCAGCUUUGCCAACAAGAAAGUCUCGUACAGCAUCAAGAAGAUGCUAAAACAAAUCUUCAAACAUCACAAAUCAAGUGACAAACAAGGAGAUUCGUUUGAAUCCUUAGACAACCAUCACAAUUCUAGUCUAGAAUUCAAGUCGUAUGAAAACGAUCUUAAUGAACGGCUCUCUCACAAGCAAUCCUUUGAAACGGAAUAUUUCGAUGGCGUCUCCACAGUACCUGUACACUACGUUCGCACCACAGAGGGCAUGUUCUUUUGGACAAGUUCUGCACACGACAACAGCUUCAGUCAUCAAAUGCUUAAAUGA
Messenger RNA from Stomoxys calcitrans (stable fly), 354 nucleotides. Its product is annotated as enhancer of split m4 protein-like. NCBI's taxonomy places the organism in Eukaryota, Metazoa, Arthropoda, Insecta, Diptera, Muscidae. The transcript has a single exon. Bases 1 to 354 code for a protein of 117 amino acids. The record is from RefSeq and is a predicted model, not a curated record. Gene Ontology annotation, biological process: sensory organ development; Notch signaling pathway.